Messenger RNA from Dipodomys ordii (Ord's kangaroo rat), 309 nucleotides. Its product is annotated as IQ domain-containing protein F1-like. Gene Ontology annotation, molecular function: calmodulin binding. The record is from RefSeq and is a predicted model, not a curated record. The coding region runs from base 1 to 309 and encodes 102 amino acids. NCBI's taxonomy places the organism in Eukaryota, Metazoa, Chordata, Mammalia, Rodentia, Heteromyidae. The transcript has a single exon.
AUGGUGCUGUUGAAACUCACGGAGAAGAGGCGACAGGUGAUCCUGAGGACCUUCUCUCGGGAGGAGUGGGCAGCGGUCAAGCUACAGUCGUGGGUCCGCAUGUGGAGUGUCUGCCAGCGCUAUCGUCGGCUGCUCCAGGCUGUACGCAUCAUCCAGGCCUAUUGGAGGAGUCAUGUCUAUGCAUCUGGGGGUGUCAUCAAAGGUCACUAUCGGAUCUCGGACAAUCAUCUGCAGCUCAAGUUGGAGAUCUUGCUGGGUUCGGGGUCUUGCAUGCUAUCUGAGUGUAUUCCCCUACCCAUAAAGCAGUGA